UUCUCCUUUUGCAACUAAAUGCUUUCAUGCUUCUAAGCUUUAAAGAUAAUUUCAUAGCUGUACAAAACAUGUUCUCUCUCUUAUAAUUCACAUUUUCAAAGACUUGGUUUCAGAAUAUUGGUUUUCUUCUUUCUUCAUAGCUAGUUUUGAUCAAUUGGAGCAGGAGGGUUACUCUGAUGACUUGUUUCUUUAAUCUUUUCAGAAAGAAAGGAUCUUCCUCAGCCACUCGAUUGACCGGAGUUGAUUUAGAUAUUUCAGAAAUUCAGAAUGUCAAGAUCUACACUUACAGGGAAUUGCGAAGUGCCACCGAAAGUUUUAGUCCUGCAAACAAGAUAGGACAGGGAGGUUUUGGAGAAGUCUAUAAGGGAAAGCUGAGAAAUGGUUCUCCAGUAGCUAUAAAGGUUUUAUCAGCUGAAUCAAGACAAGGGGUCCGAGAGUUUUUGACAGAAAUAAAGGUGAUAUCUAGUAUAGAACAUGAGAAUCUAGUUAAGUUGCAUGGAUGCUGUGUGGAAGACAACCAUAGGAUUUUGGUCUAUGGCUAUCUUGAGAAUAACAGCCUAGCACAAACACUUAUUGGUGCAGGCCACAGUAACAUCCAAUUCAGUUGGUCUACAAGAAGGAACAUUUGUGUAGGUGUUGCCAGGGGCCUUGCAUUCCUUCAUGAAGAGGUCCAACCCCACAUUAUCCACAGAGACAUAAAAGCAAGCAAUGUCCUACUUGACAAAGAUCUUGAGCCAAAAAUUUCAGAUUUUGGGCUUGCAAAGCUUAUUCCACCAAACCUAACUCAUAUCAGUACACGUGUUGCUGGAACAGUUGGUUAUCUUGCACCUGAAUAUGCAAUCCGAAAUCAAGUGACAAGAAAAUCAGAUGUUUAUAGCUUUGGAGUUCUAUUAUUAGAAAUUGUUAGUGGAAGACCUAACACAAAUAGACGUUUACCUGUUGAAGAACAGUAUCUUCUCACAAGAGCUUGGGAUUUGUAUGACGCUGGAGAGACAGAAAAAAUGGUGGAUGCUUUUCUAGACGGAGACUUCGAUGUUGAGGAGGCAAUCAGGUUUUGUAAGAUUGCUCUCCUUUGCACGCAGGAUUCACCUCAGCUCCGACCCUCUAUGUCCAUUGUGCUUGAAAUGCUUUUAGGUGAAAAAGAUGUGAAUGAGGAGAAUGUGACAAAACCAGGCAUGAUAUUUGAAUUUGUGGAAGCCAAAAGUGCAUGGAAACAAAAGGGCAAGUCUGAAGAGAAUGGUAAAUUUUUGUUGGCUGAAGGGAAGCAAGAUGAGUCAUCUUCUUCAGAAACCAUGACCUCUUUUGCUACCAUGACCUUCACAGCAAUCUGUGAUCGAAGUAAUUAAUUUGAUUAUCAACAGGUAGCCUUGAUUCUCCCCCCUUAUUCUGAAGCAACCAAUCUUUGUUACCUUUUAUGGCUACAAUGCAGAGUGUAAAUUUUUUUGUGUAAUAUUUUCUUCUCAUUCUAUAUUAAUCAGUGAUAAAUGAGUUCAAUUUGUAAUUCAUUGGUCGGGUAAACUUUUUGUAAGAAAUUAGUGUCAAUGAUCUAUGUAGGCCAUAUACCAUAGUAUUUUGAAUCAGGGCAUUGUUUAUUGUUGGCUUGAUUUUUUGUGGUUCUUAUGCUGCUGUUUGUUUAAGAUAGUGCUUGCUCAGCUCAUACAUCAUACUGCCCAUUAGUGUGCAAAUUGUAAUCCCAUCAACGAUCUUCUGAAAUAUAGACUUGAAUUAUUUCUGUGA
Messenger RNA from Vigna unguiculata (cowpea), 1737 nucleotides. Its product is annotated as cold-responsive protein kinase 1-like. Gene Ontology annotation, biological process: protein phosphorylation. NCBI's taxonomy places the organism in Eukaryota, Viridiplantae, Streptophyta, Magnoliopsida, Fabales, Fabaceae. The record is from RefSeq and is a predicted model, not a curated record. Gene Ontology annotation, molecular function: ATP binding; protein kinase activity.